Molecule: messenger RNA, 2661 nt
Organism: Candida dubliniensis CD36
Lineage: Eukaryota; Fungi; Ascomycota; Pichiomycetes; Serinales; Debaryomycetaceae
Gene: GCR3
Product: Gcr3p
Exons: 1
Coding region: 1-2661 (886 amino acids)
Biological process (GO): mRNA export from nucleus; nuclear-transcribed mRNA catabolic process, nonsense-mediated decay
Cellular component (GO): nuclear cap binding complex; nucleus
Molecular function (GO): RNA cap binding; protein binding; mRNA binding
Source: RefSeq, a predicted model, not a curated record
AUGGAGUUUUCAAAUAAGAGAUCGAGAGAUGACUUUGAACAAGAUGAAGGCCAAUUCCACGAUGGGCCUAGUCAUGAUAGUUUUGAACAUAAACGACACCAUAUUGACCCAGCGCAAGAAUUAAUAAAUAAUAUAUGCAAAGACAUUCGAAGAUUAGGAGAAGCGGGCGAUAUCGAGAACUUGAUUGCUGACACAAAUUACAUUUCUAACCCUAUAGUUGCUGAAUUUGAGAAAAUUGACAACUUGAGAACCUCCAUCUUGUCAACUAUUUAUGCAUUGAUAACUGAACAACCUCAUAAGAUCAGUGCUAUUGCAAACUUGAUAUUGAUAUGCAAUGCCAAGAACUUUGUGAUUGCCAAAUAUGUGGUUGAAUAUUUACAUUCAAAGAUGCAAACCAUGUUGGAUUCUCAAGAAGGAUCAGUGUUUAAUGAUAUUAAGAACAUAUUGAAAUUUUUGAGUACAUUGACACCAAUCAUUGAAGACAACGGAAUAAUCCAGAUUUUCAAACAAUUCUUAAGUUUUGCCAUUGAAUUACAAGAGAAAACUGAAAUUAGAAAUGGUUUAGCUCAAGAGAUAUAUUAUAAUGUUUUAAUUGCCCUACCAUACGUACUCAGCAACGAUAAUUCCGAUGAUUUGAAAAAAAGCAUCAAUGAGUUGAUUGAAUUGGCUAAAAGAUUUAAAAUUGUUGCCGAACCAGCCACUGUUUUACUCCCAUUCGAUACCAGAAUGGGAAACUUCGAGUUGCCAUACAUUCCGAAGCAGAUGGUAGAUUUAAUUUUGCCAGCACUCAUAAAGUUACAAGAUGAUGACUGGAACUUUAGAUUGUUUCUUGAUUUUAAGACUCACUUGGAUCCAGUUAUUCAAUCAUCUUUGGAAAACAACUCAAUUUCCAGUGAGUUAGUCAAACACAAGUUGCCUCAAUUAUCGCUCCCAAGUGUAGAAAAUGUUAGUUUCAAACCAACAUCAAUAGAUAAAUUAUGGAAUGAUAAUCCCCGCUACUUGUUUCAAGUGUAUAACAACACUACAGAGUAUGAAACUGUUCCUCCAAUUGAAACUUAUUUGGGAUUGUUUUUUAAAGAUAUUGCUUUUGACAUUUUGACCAAUCUUUCCUUUAACAAAAACGAAACUGCUAUUGAACUUAGUAUUUUGGAUAUGUUUUUUGAUAAUAAAUUGUUUGCUCCACCAGGAACUAGCAUUGACCAAUUAAAUACAAUAUAUGAAGAUAACAAACUGGGCACUAAUGACCCGUUGUUAUCAACAUGGAAAAUUGAAGAUGUGGCUGUUGAAAGUAUUCUUACCAUGAUUUUCCAAUUACCUAGCCCAUUGGAGGUUGAAAUUUAUUAUUACACUGUUUUAAUUUCAUGUUGUCGUGAAUCACCAGAAUCAAUUGCCCCUGUGUUUGGGCGUGCCAUUAGAUAUUUCUAUAACCACUUAGAGACAUUAGAUUACGAACUUAAAAUAAGGUUUUUAGAUUGGAUGAGCAUUCAAUUGUCAAAUUUCGAGUUCUCUUGGAAAUGGGAGGAAUGGGUUAAUGACUCGAAAAAAUUAAAAAAUGUUAAAUACCACCCCAAAAAGAAUUUCAUCAAGAAUCUAAUUGCCAAAGAGAUCAGACUAUCAAAUAAGAAAAGAAUAAAGGAUAGCUUUAUCGAUAUAGUAGAUGGUGAAGUUGUGAAUUUAGACGAAUUUUAUCAAUACUUGGAUAUUAGUAUGGUGCCAGAUGUUCAAUCUUAUAUCAUCUCAUACGACACAGAAUUAUACGGUGAGAGUCUGCGUGACACAUUGAAGGACUUGUAUGAACAGAAACAAGCACAGCUUAAUUCCAAAUUGAGUACUGGUGCUCAAAACGAAAUAUUUUUCAACUUUACUAAUUCAGAGCUACCAUUUCAUGAAACAGCAUCUAAGGUUUACGAUUUCAUUCUUACACAUUGGAAAUCAAAUACCGAUUUCAAUGAGCUAUACAAAUCAGUUCUUGAGUCAUUGGACGCUCCCAACAAUGAAAGGUUUGCCAUCAACAUGAUUAUACAAACUUAUGCCUACAUUGGAUCAAGAUCUAUUUAUUCUGUGGUCAGUAUUUUGAGUAGAGAUAUCAACAAGUUGAAGUUUUUGAGCGGGGCACCAAUUGAUUAUGUUGGGGAUGAAGCGCGAUUUGAAGAUUUGCAUUUGACUGAAGAAGAAAAACAGAAUAGACAGAAUUGGAUUAUUGAGGCUGUUUUCAGAAUUUGGAUCCAUCAACCCCAAGUGGUAUUUUUGAUCUUGGAGUAUUUAAUCGAGUUUGGAAUCAUUGAUCCCAAAUAUAUAUUGGUAAAGGCAUUAGAAUCUAACUUGAUUAUUGAUAAUGUGUCAUGCAUGGAGUCAAUUAAUAGAAUAUUGAGCAAAGCUGAUCUGAAAGAAUUGGUCAUACAAUUGUUCACUGCAAUCAUUGGCAAUUUAAACAAAUUAGGGUUAGAUAAGGACAAACGUGUGGAAAUCGAGGAAGUACACGAAUCAAAUGCUUCUGAAGUUGAUAAACAAUGGUUGUUUUAUGAAUACUUGGGCUUAUUGAAAUCGUAUUUCCGGAAAUAUAUCAUUGGUGACGUAGAGUGUCACGAGAAAAUUAAAGAAAUAGUUGGUCAAUUGGAAAAUAUUCUGGCUAAAGAAGAAAUAUUCAAAUGGUUUGACUAG